CGUCUGGACGACGGGUGUAAACGACGCUCUCAACAGAAAAAUUCAAUAAAUAUCAAUAAUGAAAUGGUAAAUUAGACGUUACCCUAAAUAAUGUGCUGAUUAUCGUCGUUUUCCCAAUCAUAAUGUGUCAUAAAGAAAUUAGCUGAUGGAUGAGACUCGACUGACUGGCCUGUAUAAUGGAGACAGAAUCUGUAAGAUCAGAAUUGAGCAGCCGCUCUAGGCGGAGUUCAAGACAUAGGCAGCAUACACAUAGAAGCACAAGAAGUUCUAAGUCACAAAGAAAAGACUGUAUAGAUAGUAGUAUGGCACCAUUCCAAACCAGUGUGAAUAUAAACCCUGAAAUUGGCCGGGAUGGUCAAGAAGUAAUAGAAGUUCAGAUACUGCCCCAAGAUGAGAAUUGGGGAGAGACCACUACAGCAGUAACUGGCAAUACAUCUGAAGGCUCAGGAUCAAUGGAGGAUGUUAGCAAUUGGCCUAUAGAAUCAGAUAAUGGACUUGGAUUUGUCUGCUCUAGAUAUUUUACUGCUACAGUAGGGCUAGGGCUUUCAUUUGUUUCUUUUGUAAGCCCAUUAGCUAUGGUAGUGUUGCCAAAAAUAGGAUUUUUUCCUGGAUUAUCAGACAACAUUGCUAUUCAGCCAAGUCAAAGGAUACAAUUAUUAUCAUGUACUGGGGAAUGUAAAGGAAUUCUUCUUUCUAUAGCAUUUAAAUUAGUUUUGUUAGCGAUUGGGGUGUGGGCAGUGUUUUUACGUCCUAGAAAUGCAGUAUUACCAAGAAUAUUCGUAUUUAGAGCUAUGAUGUUUGUUAUAUUAUCUGUGUGCACAUUUUCCUACUGGUUGUUCUAUAUUGUUCAAAUCACAGAGGCAACAAAGGCACUAGCUGUAGGUGAAGAAGCCGUUGACUACAAAUCACUUGUGUCAUAUGUUUCUAGUUUUGCUGAUACACUGCUUUUCAUACAUUAUACAGCUGUAGUUUUAAUGGAAAUUAGACACCUAGAACCAGUGUACUAUAUAAAGAUAGUAAGAAGUCCUGACGGUGAAAGUAGGUCCUAUUCAAUUGGACAGUUAAGUAUUCAAAGAGCUGCAGUAUGGGUAUUACAGAAAUAUUAUACAGAGUUUCCGAUUUACAACCCAUAUUUAGAGAAAAUACCAAUAUCAAAGUCACAGAGAAAAGCAGCUUCAAGUAUUAAGUUUUAUGAAGUAGAUUCAACUACUAAUGCUUCUACUGGACAACCAAGAAGUGGGGCAGGCUCUUGUACUGGUAGUGCUGGACGUCGUAGAGAUUCGGGUUCUGCCCACAACGAGCGCUAUUAUGAAGAGGCAGAAAGAGAAAGAAGAGUGCGCAAGAGACGUGCUCGCUUGCACACUGCAGCUGAAGAUGCCUUUGCCCAUGUGAGGAGGGUGCGGUUGUCAGCUAAUGGUGGCGCUUUGGGACCCCGUGAAGCAGCGCAGGCAGUGUUCCCAUCUCUUGCGCGUGCGCUGCAAAAGUACCUCCGAGCUACAAGACAACAACCGAGACAUUCAGCUGACUCAGUACUAGCACACCUCGCUCGUUGUUUGUCUCAAGACGCAUCUCCGCGUGCAUUUCUGGAACCAUUUUUAGUCGAAGGACCGGUUUUGGCCGCGGAACAAGAAGCACGCACAAUACAGCGCUGGUCGCUGAUUUCUGACGAGCUGCUGGCCCGUCCUUUAGCUGAUAACAUCGAAUUUCAGCUUCGUCAAGGCGAUAUUUCUCUCAUUUGUUCCAUAAAACAGCUGCCCAAAUUUAAUUUGAGCGAGGAAGUGGUCGACCCGAAGAGCAACAGGUUUGUAUUACGGCUGAAUAGCGAGACGUCCGUUUGACAGGAGGAGAUUUGCGUUAGAGAUGACAUGAGACUUGUAUGACAGUGAUGACGUCACGUAUUGAUGACGUCAUUUUUCCUUAAUGCGAACUUUGUUUUAUGGUAAAAUGACUAUAUUCCCAUAGGUAUUGAAUAAACACAAUAUUUAAGAUUAAAAUAGCUUUAGUAAUGCUUAGACACGACGAGAUUGGAACAGGAUAUACCGAACCCUUGUAUUUGUAAUUCGGUGUUGCCAGUUUCUUUUUAGAAUCUUAUUUAUUUUUUAUUAAAUCUCUGAUUUUUAAAUAUAAAGUGAAACGAUAAUUUUUUAAUACUCAUAAAACAAUUGAAAUUAUUAGGAAUCUCAGUGAGUGAAAAUUGUGUGACUUUUUACGUUUUAAUUUAUGUUUUAUUGCCAUUCUUAAGACGUCUGGAUAGCAUGUAUACUCAAUGUAUAUUUUGUGUCAUAUUUUAUUUAUAGGCUUUAGACUUCAAGCACAAAUUAGGAAAAGAGAUUAGACUUAAUUUCCUUAGUUAUUAAAUAAUAAAACUACCUGAUUCGUUAAAAGGUAUAUCAAUCUAAUUGCACUCUUUAGACUAAAGUGCUCUUUCAUCUCUUUCUGUCAAUAUUGUAUUUACGCUGUAGUGAAAAGAGACGGAUGAGUAUAGUUGAAUCUGUGCAAUUAGACACUUUACUUUUUGAAUAAGGGAGAUAGCCUUUAAGCGUAAUUUCAUAUCUUUAUAAAGACUUGGACAUAGAGAAUAGACUAGGCAAUUUUAAUUAUAAGAUAUUAAUUUAAUUUAAAUUGCAAAAAGUCCAUUUAAUUUAUUAAAUUAAAAUCAAUUAUUAUGUAUUCUUUUCUUCGUACUGAAACUUGUUAGUCUUAUUUGACAGCGAUCACUUUGUCUAUUCUUUAUGUCUAUGGAACUAAAUUCUGAGAAAGACUGUCUGGCAAGUGAAAUCUGCUGUUUCUGGAAAUAUUAAAUUCCUAACCUCUUUUCUAUUACAGUAAAUUUUAAAAUUCCAGACAGUGGUUAAAUAAAACUUGCAGAACUUUUAAGAUAUACAAUAUAUUGUGUAUAUUUUAUUUCUAUAAUUUACAACAAAAAAUUACCGCCAUGUUACAUAGAUUAUAAGUUCAUAUCUUAGUACAUAAUUAUAUUUAUUAUAGCUAAGUAUAUAUAGGUCGAUAGUUAAUGUGUAAUUAAAGCAAAGGGAUUGAAAUACAAUAGAGCGGGAAACGUCAUUUUUUUUAAUUAGGCGCCCGGCAAUCAGAUAUUUUGGCAGAGCAGUGUUAGCCUAGUGGCUUUAGCGUGCAACUCUCAUCACUAAGGUCGUAAGUUCGAUCCCCAGCCGUUCACCAAUAGGCUUUCUCUUCAUGUUCGUAUUUAACAUCCGCACGAACGGUGAAGGAAAACAUCGUGAGGAAACCGGCUUGCCUUAGACCCAAAAAGUCGACGGCGUGUGUCAGGCACAGGACUGAUCAUGUACUUUACAAAUGAUAAUGAAACAUAUUCAGAAAUCUGAGGUUCAGACCUAAAAAGUUAGCGUCAAAUUUUUUUUCAGUCCGCUAUGUAUUUUAAUCUCUUUGAUUUGCAGUAAUUUGAGAUUUUGUUCUAUCGAACAAUAUUAAAAUAUAAAAUCAUGGAAGCAUAUCCAUAGUGCAACAGAGUUUUUAGUGGUUUGUGUAAAGGGUUGUGGAAUAGUAGGUAGAUAUUAAAAAAAAAACCAGUUUCUCUGUUUAAAGAAAGCUCAAAUGACCAAAGAACGCAAAAUAGACAUCCGUAUCAAUAGAUACUAAAUAUAAUUUUUUUAAUUUG
This is a messenger RNA of Pieris brassicae (large cabbage white), 3637 nucleotides long. It is a transcript of the gene Vang, whose product is annotated as vang-like protein 1. Gene Ontology annotation, cellular component: plasma membrane. The transcript has 6 exons. Gene Ontology annotation, biological process: establishment of planar polarity; multicellular organism development; Wnt signaling pathway, planar cell polarity pathway. The coding region runs from base 177 to 1838 and encodes 553 amino acids. NCBI's taxonomy places the organism in Eukaryota, Metazoa, Arthropoda, Insecta, Lepidoptera, Pieridae. The record is from RefSeq and is a predicted model, not a curated record.